AUUUCAAAAACCAUGGAAAACUAUCAAAUAGCAAUAAUAAUAAGUAUAGCUAUUCUCCUUGGAUUAUUAUUAACCUACAUUAUUCUAAAAUACCGUAAAUUUUUAAUUGGCGCAUAAAAGGAUCCUAACAUUAAGAAUAUUAUAAAAUCGUCAAUAUCGAUAUUACAUCAAUCUAAUGAUAAAGAUAUCUUAGAUCAAUAAGGUGAGUAUGACUCCCCAAAAGCAAGAUUUGUUGAAUUGGCCAUCUAAAAUAAUGAAUUUUAGAUUCUCAAAAUUUCAACAUAAUUCACAUCAUACGUAUCGAUAUCAGAAAAACCAUAACAAAUGCCAAUUAAAACUUUAGAAUAUCAAUUCAAACUAGACGAUCAUUUUAAUUAAUCGUACAGACUCGUUUUACAAUAGAACAACUAAAUAAUAAUAUACGAAAAGAAAACAAAAAAAAUCUACUUUCAAGGAAAUACUGAAGAUGCUCCCAAUGAUAUAUAUUUUGGUUCUGAACAUAUGAUUGAGGAGAAAUGUGGUUAAUAUUAUUUCAAUUAAUUGAUUACUAAAGAGGCACUUACAUAAGGAUCAUAUUAAAUUAUUGAUGUUUUCGCCGAAUAUUUAAAUCUACAGAAUUUAAAUUAAUAUAUCAAAGAUAAAUAAAGUUAGAUCAAAAGUAAGGCAGUAAUUUUCUUUCCUAGUUUUAUUUUAAAAUAAGAAAUGGAUUAAAAGUAAUUUAUGGAAAAAUACUAAAACUACGUUUUUCAAUAUGAACAAAUUAAUUAUGAAAUGGAAUUAAUUUAUAACAAACUCUUCUUUAUUUCAACUAGUUCAGAUAACCAGGAGUACUUUUAUAUUGAAAUCAAUUUCUCAGAUGAAUCCAUGAUACUUCAUCUUAUAGGUGAUAGAUAACCCAAUUAUUAUUAACGAUAGCUUAAAUUAGUAUAAGGAAUUAAGCCUAAAUUUAGAUCUGGGAUAAUAUGUGCUCAGUGCAAAUUGAAGAAAAAUACUAAGCAACCCUAUUUAGAAGUAUGCAUGAAUAUGUUGAGAGAAUCCUAAAAUAAAUAGCUGUCGUAAAUAAUAACAUAAAAAGAGUAAUUAUUAGAACAUCUAUAAUCAAUAAUUAAAUCAUGA
This is a messenger RNA of Paramecium octaurelia, 1116 nucleotides long. Lineage: Eukaryota; Ciliophora; Oligohymenophorea; Peniculida; Parameciidae. The record is from the annotation of a GenBank genome assembly.